This is a messenger RNA of Leptonychotes weddellii (Weddell seal), 1399 nucleotides long. The record is from RefSeq and is a predicted model, not a curated record. NCBI's taxonomy places the organism in Eukaryota, Metazoa, Chordata, Mammalia, Carnivora, Phocidae.
ACGCUGAGGGUGCUCCUCAAAGACGCGCUGUUGGAGCCGGGCGCCGGGGUGCUGUCCAUCUACUACCUGGGGAAGAAGUUCAUGGGGGACCUGCAGCCCGACGGGAGGAUCGUGUGGCAGGAAACGGGGCAGGUGUUCAACUCACCCAGCGCCUGGGCCACCCACUGCAAAAAGCUGGUGAACCCAGCCAAGAAGUCCGGCUGUGGCUGGGCCUCUGUCAAGUACAAGGGCCAGAAACUGGACAAGUACAAGGCAGCCUGGCUCCGGCGACACCAGCUCCACAUUCCCACCGCUGCUGCUGAUGAGAGCCCGGCCAGUGAAGGGGAGGAGGAGGAGCUGUUGAUGGAGGAAGAAGAGGAGGACGUUCUGGCAGGGGUCUCCACCGAGGACAAGAGUCGGAGACCACCUGCGAAGGGACCCUUGGAGCCUGCCCACGCAGAGGCCGUGCCCCCCGGGAAGCGGGUGGAAAACAAGAUCCGGGUGCCUGUGCGUUACUGCAUGUUGGGCAGUCGCGACUCUGCCAGGAACCCCCACACACUGGUGGAAGUAACAUCCUUCGCUGCCAUCAACAAGUUCCAGCCGUUCAACGUGGCCAUCUCCAGCAACGUGCUAUUCCUGCUGGACUUCCACAGCCACCUGACUCGCAGCGAGGUCGUGGGGUACCUGGGGGGCCGCUGGGACAUCAACAGCCAGAUGCUCACGGUGCUGAGAGCCUUCCCCUGUCGGAGCCGGCUGGGGGAUGCGGAUAUGGCCGCCACCAUGGAAGAGGAGAUCUACCAGAGCCUGCUCCUGCGGGGCCUGUCCCUGGUGGGCUGGUACCACAGCCACCCGCACAGCCCCGCGCUGCCAUCGCUGCAGGACAUCGACUCGCAGAUGGACUACCAGCUGCGCCUGCAGGGCUCCAGCAACGGCUUCCAGCCCUGCCUCGCGCUGCUCUGCUCCCCUUACUACUCUGGCAAUCCGGGCCCCGAGUCCAAGAUCUCACCCUUCUGGGUGAUGCCGCCGCCCGAGCAAAGGCCCAGUGACUACGGCAUCCCCAUGGACGUGGAGAUGGCCUACGUCCAGGACAACUUUCUGACUAAUGACAUCCUGCAUGAGAUGAUGUUGCUGGUGGAGUUCUACAAGGGCGCCCCGGACCUCGUGAGGUUCCAGGAGCCCUGGAGCCAGGAGCACACGUACCUCGACAAGCUGAAGAUCUCCCUGGCCAGCAGGACACCCAAGGACCAGGGCCUGUGCCACGUCCUGGAGCAGGUCUACGGCCUCCUUAAACAAGGGAGCUGAGGCACCACCACCUCCGAGGGCCUCUGGUCAGACUCUGAACCCCCAGUGGUUCCGGCUCAGGGGGAAUGGGUCUGGGGGCUUUGUUUGUGGCACAGAUAAUAAAGGGGAGAAGCGAAUA